AUGGAUCUCAAGAGCAUCAAGGGCGCGCUCAAGUCGGCCGCGGGGAAGGCGUCCAAGGCUGCGCACGAGGCUGGGAUCUCGGCGUACGCCAGCGCGAAGGGCGCCGUGGCCAACGCCGCGUCCACGGCCACGGGUGCGCUGCGUUGCACGCGCGAGUACGACCUCGACGCCCCGGUCGCGGCAUCGGGUGGACCCGGGUGUCUGUUCACCGUCGUGGACGCCACGCGAAGGUGUAAGGGGGGCGCCACGAGCAAGGCUGCCGCUGCCGCCGCUGCUGCCGCUGACCCGACGACGCCCAAUUCCAGAGUCAGCGUCUGGCUCCUCGACAAGCGCGCGCUCACCGAGGAUGGCCGGCACUCCAAGGAGGAGGUCGAGCAGAUGCUGCAACUCAUCCGCGACGACGCCUCGCGGAUGCUGAAACUCAGGCACCCGGGAGUGCUGCGGCUGGAGCAGCCACUCGAAGAGACCCGAACGCAUCUCGCGCUCGUCACCGAACCCGUGUUUGCCUCCGCGGCUGACAUCCUCGCCAAGGGCGCCAACCUCGCGGGAAAGCGACGCGAACGCGCCAAGUCGCUGGAGCAGGCGACGGGAGGGGGUGCCGUGGGAGCCGCCGGCGCCGAUUCGUCUUCCGGACGCGGACCGUCGCGCGGAGAAACCGAGGGAGCGAGACUCGCAGCGACGAAGCUCUCGCAGCUCGAGGUGAAACACGGCGCGGCGGCGCUGGCGGGUGCCCUACGAUUCAUCCACGAAUCCGCCGGGCUGGUGCUCCGCGGGCUGAACCCGGGGUGCGUGGUGGUGACGAGCCGCGGGGACUGGAAGAUCGGCGUCGGGGCGUUCGCGCACGCCAGGGGCGGGACAGAUGGCGGCAACCAGGCGGACUUUUACCUCGGACCCUCGGGCGCCGUGAAUAAACCGCUAAACGUGGGAUACGGUUCCUCGGACAGCGAGGCGUUCGUCACCGGACCUCUGCCGCUGGUUCCCCCCGCGGGAUACGUGGCGCCGGAGCUGGUGCUCGGGGCGAUGAAGGGCGGGUACGUGGGCGCGGGCGUGGCGGAGCCGACGGGUUCGGCCGACGUCUUUUCCCUCGGCGCCAUCGUCCACGAGUUGGCGGGAAAUCCGCCGCUGCUGGGCGAGGCGUGCUGUGCGAGCGUCGGCGGGGGCGACGUCGGCGAGGGAGAGUACAGACGCGGGCUGGCGAACGCGCGGUUCGUCGGCGGGUGCGCGUCGGUGGUGUCGAGGAUGUGCGCCGAGGAUCCGGGGAAAAGAAUCGGUUCGGCGGAUGUUACAAGUGACGCGUGGUUCGCCAACGACGUCGGCCUCGCCGCGCUUCGCGAGCUGGACGGUUUCAUACAGAGCGACGUGUUGUCUCGCGCCGCGUUUCUUCAGUCGCUUCAGGGUCGUUGGGACCUGUUCGACGCGCGGGUGACGCAGUACAGGGUGUUACCCCCGCUGCUCACGGAGCUUCGAACGCCCGAGCUGCAGCCGCUGGUGCUGCCGCUGAUCCUCAACCUCGCGGAGCGGCAGACGCCGACGGAUUUCAGCGAGUGGACGCUGCCCCACCUGGCGCCUCUCCUGGCCACCGCGACGGGUCACACGCUGGGCACCAUAUUGAAGUCCACGGCGGCGUUCGCGGACCGCGUGCCCUCCCCUGAAACCUUCGAACUGUACGUCCUCCCGGCUGUCCUGCGAGGCGUCGCCGCGCCGGAGGUGCUCGUACAGGAGGAAGCCCUGCGCCAGGUCACGGCCGCGGCGCACAAGGUGACUCCCGAGACUUUGCGAUGCACCGUCGUGCCCUUGCUGCACAAGACCGCGGUGGACACCACGGCCGCCGCGGUGAGGGUCAACGCGUUGGUUGCGCUGGGAAAGAUCGCGCCGUGCUUCGCCGUGCCCGAGUUUGACGCGACGCUCGACGCGUUGCACCGGAUAGCGGCGAACGACCGCGCCGCCGCCACGGUGAUGUGCGUGCUGGGCGUGGCGGACGCCAUGGGUAAGGUGGGCGGCGUGAACCUUAUCGCGUCCAGGUGCCUGCCGCUGGCGUGUCCGCUGAUGCUCGCGCCGGGUCUUAACCGAGCGCAGAUCGGGACGGUGAGUCGGGUGUUGGGGGGGAUGCUGCGUCGGGUCGAGGAGGCGAGGGUCGCCACCGCGCCGCCCGCGCCGCCCCCUCCCAAGCGACCGCCCGCGUCCGUCGAGGCGACCGCCGCGUCCGGAGGGAUUGGAGGGAUCGGAGGGGGCGCGGAUCCGUUCGCCGCGUCGGGUGCGGCGACGGAUCUUUUACGGGGCGCGAACGCGAAUGCGAACGCGGGGGAGGGAACUUUGGCAACGCGAAAGGUUGGCGGGACGCCCAUUAUUCGUGGCUCUACGCCCAUGCGUUUGACGCCGCCGCCGGGGGCGGUGCCGAGGGUGUCGUCCGCCACGGAGCAGCUCACCGCCGCGCUCUCCGCGGGCGACAACCUCGAGACGUUGUUCACCGAUCUGGGGUACAGACCCGAACCCCCGGGUCCGAUGUUCGCCGGGAUGAACGUUCACCCGGGGGUGGGAGCUGGGGCGGGUCGCACGGGGCGGGGUGCGGUCGACGCGAAGGAGUUCUCGCUGCUCUGAGGCGCGUCGCGAGUAGAGUUUGCAAAAAAACGGCCGAUGAAAAC
Messenger RNA from Micromonas commoda, 2642 nucleotides. RefSeq lists its product with no specific name. NCBI's taxonomy places the organism in Eukaryota, Viridiplantae, Chlorophyta, Mamiellophyceae, Mamiellales, Mamiellaceae. Gene Ontology annotation, biological process: protein phosphorylation. Gene Ontology annotation, molecular function: protein kinase activity; ATP binding. Bases 1 to 2598 code for a protein of 865 amino acids. The record is from RefSeq and is a predicted model, not a curated record. The transcript has a single exon.